Meloidogyne enterolobii is the source of this 741-nucleotide messenger RNA. The record is from the annotation of a GenBank genome assembly. NCBI's taxonomy places the organism in Eukaryota, Metazoa, Nematoda, Chromadorea, Rhabditida, Meloidogynidae.
AUGCUGGUAAACCAUCCAACAAUUGAGGAAAGUUAUCAAGAAAUUGAAGAUGAAGAGGAGGAAAAUGAAGAAGAGGAUGAAUUUAAUAUCGAUGAGAAUUCUGGCAAUUUUAGUGGAGGUCAAAGAAAUGAGGGAGGAAAUUUAAUAUUUGAACAGGAAGAGGAAUAUAAUGAGGAUAAUGAAGAAAAUAAUAUUGUGGAGGAGAGCGAUUUGGUAAAUAAUACUAAUGAGGAAGAAAAUGGGUGGGAACUUGUUGAGGAUGAAAAUUAUAUUAGCGAAGGAGAAAAUUCGACAUUUACUGAUGAUGAAGAACAACAAACUCCAACAACUUCAAACAAUAACAAAACACAAUUAACGGUUAAAAAUAAUGAAAAGAAAAAUUUCUGUACGCUUUGCAAUAUGCAAUUUUCUUCUCCAAGAGGAUUAAGCAUACAUAAUGGGAAAAACAAAAGGCACAAGGAUUUGUUAUUAACAACAAGUCGAAUGGCCAAUUUAAUGGUUAGUGAUGCUAGUAAUAACACUCCCAACAAUAACACCACCAACAACAACAAUAUUAAUAAUACUUCAAAUUUAUUUUUAUGUGAUUCCCCGGGAUGCAAGUCUAUUUUUGAAUCUCCAGAUAAACUUAAAAUACAUCAAAGAAAACAACACACACAAAGAAAUUAUAUUUGCCAAGUUUGUCAAAAGUCUUACAUAAAUGAGGGAUGGUUAAAGAAGCAUAAGAAUGAAAAGGGACAUUGA